Molecule: messenger RNA, 1293 nt
Organism: Bacidia gigantensis
Lineage: Eukaryota; Fungi; Ascomycota; Lecanoromycetes; Lecanorales; Ramalinaceae
Exons: 2
Coding region: 1-1293 (430 amino acids)
Source: RefSeq, a predicted model, not a curated record
AUGCCGCUCGCACGUCCCUAUGAGCCUCAAGAACGCGACCAAUACCCCGCGCCCAGCGCUCGAAUCAUCAUACAUCAUCCAGGCUACGCAGAUGGCUAUGACACACUGAUACGUCUGGACGGGUUCGACAAGAAAGAUACAUCAUCGUCGCUCGGUCUGCACAUGGGCACAGCUUUGGUCAUAUGCGGCAUUAUUACAAGUCACUUCAGUGGGUACUUUACACGCGUGAAAGAGAAGGAGGCUCAACAGAUACAAUUUGAGGAUGAUGCAGUUCUUGAAGGUGGAGAUUACUACCUCCAUAUUCCUGGCGACGAGACCUACGCCGUGUGCCCCGCUUUCGAGCAUUGGAAAUUUCCUCACGAUAACCCUCUGUCACCGUGGGCUUGCUCGGCCAUCUCCCACUCCUCCACAGGCAUUCAGCCUAACAAGAGCUACGCCCAUCAAUCGUCAACCUUUACUCGAGAUCAGGGAUGCCUAGUCAGUCGAUAUCGAGAUAUGAAAGAGGCUUGUCAUGUAUGCCCCGCAGAGGAGUUGGUUUGGUUUCGGCAAAAUAACAUGACCAACUAUAUUCUUGACACGGAUGUGCUCGCAAAUGCCUUACUGGAGGAUGUCGCGAACCUCGUCGCCUUGCGCCGCGACAUACAUAAAUCCUUUGACGAUCGAGAAUGGGCAUUUGCGGGGAAAGAGGGUGUUUGGUCCGUGCAUUUUUUGAAGCCGACCAACGAUCUGGGGCCAACUUACCACAAUCUCCGGGUACCUGAUCUACAAGGCAAAGUGUCAGGUCAGCUUCUCCUGACUAGACUGGCGUGGGCGGUCCUUCCGCGCAUGAGGGAGUUCUGGUCAGGCCCCUCGAAACGAUGGGUGACUGUACGCACUGUGAACGAAUCCGAUGGUACAACGGGAUGGAUCAAGAAAUACCUCAACCAGCAGGAGACAGAAAGAAUGAUGCGAAAAAAGAGUCGAAGCCCCGCCAAACGCAAGGCUCCUGACGGUGAUGGCCAAGAUGCUGUGGAAGAGGAGGGAGCAGAUUGUGGCGGUUCUGAAAGCUCUGAAGAUUCAAACUGGCACUGGCCGAGCUCUUCGGAGGAAGAUGACUCUCCACGGCGCGGCAGAAAGAGAAAGAGGAGCAGCGCUUCAUCAGCAUACCAAUCAGUGUCGCUACCGCCUUGCAAACAAAUCACAACCUGUUCGGAUCUUCCCUCUUACCACAAUACCCACCCCACACCCGACGUCGAGCAUGUCGUACUCGAUGAUCAAACCUUUGCGCCAUGGUCGACGUCUGAACGAGCUUAA